GCCAAGGAACGUUAUUAAUCUAAUAUCCAAAGAUAAUGAGUUCUCUCUUCCUUGUUGCAUCUGCUUUUGCUAUUCAUUUUGCACUUCUAAGCACUUGUGCUCAAGCAAGACCUUUACCAGAUUUGUCUCUUCUCAAAGCUACAAUAUUAGCUAAUUACGGAAGGAAUCAAAGUCCGCCACCACCAUCACCGGUACCAUCACCAAGAUCCCAAGAGCUAACAACAAUUUACCAGAAACCCUUGCCUUCACCGCCACCACCACCAAAACCCGCGUCGCCGAACGUCCAGCUCGAGAUUAUUGCUUCUCCUGCAUGCAGUGAAGGAGACAGUAUCCCAUGCAAUAAUAAGUACAUAUAUAUGGUAAUGACAGCUGAUAGUAAUUAUGGAAGAACAACAACACCGCCAAAGCUAGCUUCACCGCUACUGGAGUAACUCUUCUUCAUCACCAACAAACAGUUCUGGAACAGGAACGAUCGCCUCCUGCUAGUUAUUUCUUGGCUUUAUCAUCUUAAGCUAGUAUCAAAUGUACUUUAGGACAAAAUAAAUGUAGUAAUAAUAAAAUAUUUUAUAAUAUUAUUAAAUAUAUGUAG
Molecule: messenger RNA, 589 nt
Organism: Jatropha curcas
Lineage: Eukaryota; Viridiplantae; Streptophyta; Magnoliopsida; Malpighiales; Euphorbiaceae
Source: RefSeq, a predicted model, not a curated record